AUAUGAGGGCUUAGAAAAUAUUUGCAUAUUUGUUGUGUUCAUGCAAAAUGUUGUCAACAAAUAUUUUAAAACUGACCGCUUUAAACCAGUUACAAAAGUUCUGUUUUGGAACAACCACACAGAGGUUUCUCCCGGACUCACGGAAUUAUGAUAAUCAGUGUUUUUACGAUGGAGUUCAAUUUGGAUACAAGGCAACUAAAUCUAACAUUCGUAAUCGUGACCGGCAAGUCAAGAAGAUGACAAAGAGAGCGUUCCAGAAGCAAACCAGAGUAAGAAUUGUGGAUAACACCACAUAUGCUCUGUCUCCUGUACUUAGAGCUGCGAGAGUCAUCCAGGUUUAUAAUAAAAGCGGGCAUGGGUCAGUUGGAGACCAGGUUUUGAUCACUGUUAACGGGGCUAUGAAACGAGCACUUAUUGUGGGGCAGAGGAGACCCAUGGGAGUAAUGAAACCGCGCACAGACUCAAACAAUGUUAUUAUCCUUGACAAUGAUGGCAACCCAGAAGGUACAAGGAUAACUGUUCCUCUACCUUCUUGGUUAAGAGGGUACGACCCUAAAACUAAAAGACAACUUGCAUUGUCGAAAAUUUUGGCACUAGCUACUACUUUCGUAUAGCGAUUUUUUUUGUUCAAGUUAUUUUAUUAUUUUGUGUCAUGUGUUUAAAAAAAUUCACCAAAUUUUAUUCGCAAAGUUGAUUUUCUAGUGUAAAACAACAUCAAAUUUACCCUUUAUUCCUUCUUUAG
Molecule: messenger RNA, 742 nt
Organism: Ciona intestinalis (vase tunicate)
Lineage: Eukaryota; Metazoa; Chordata; Ascidiacea; Phlebobranchia; Cionidae
Product: large ribosomal subunit protein uL14m-like
Biological process (GO): translation
Cellular component (GO): ribosome; mitochondrion
Molecular function (GO): structural constituent of ribosome
Source: RefSeq, a predicted model, not a curated record